UUAUCGUACGUAUUCGAUAAUCCAUUGACUGUUGUAUUUGCUGCCUUUAUGAGCAUAUUUGCGACAUUGUUCCUGGAAGGUUGGAAAAGGUAUCAUGCCGAAGUAGCCUGGAAAUGGGGCUUGCUUGAUUUUGAAGUUGAUGAGGAGACGGUACGGCCUGAAUAUCAGCUUCGUGUUAAAUAUGCAAAAACAAAACGCAUCAAUCCGAUCACGCAGCAGCUCGAGCCGUAUUUGCCACUUCGAAUUAAGUUUCUUCGCUUUCUCGGAUCCGGUGUCACCGUUUUGUUUUUCGUAAGUCUGAAUUUUUUCCUUGCAAAUUAA
Molecule: messenger RNA, 321 nt
Organism: Gongylonema pulchrum
Lineage: Eukaryota; Metazoa; Nematoda; Chromadorea; Rhabditida; Gongylonematidae
Source: the annotation of a GenBank genome assembly